AGAGUGGGUCUAUAUUUUUAACUGAUUUGGGAUAACUAUGUAUACAUGUUUUACUAUAGCGUUUACAAGUAGGCUAAUCUAGUGGUGGAGGUUGUGUAAUUUGUAAUCCGUUGUCUGUAGGACAAUAAGCCUAUGCAGAGACCACCAUCCUGCUUGCGAGAUUGGCAUGACGACAUCGGACCCGGCGAAAGAUCCCACCUUCUCAAAAUAAGAUGGCGCCGUCGACCAGGAAGUACCGAAAACAACAGCGUUGAAACUGCACCAUCGGCACUGCGCCCUAAUAAUAACAGAACCGAAAUUUUGAGUAAUACAACACCCCAGACCUAGAGGGGGAAUCCUGUAACAAGCUGAAGGCAAGAUGCCGUGUAUGUCGAAACGGUAGCGCAGCCCAUCGGGAGACUGGAAAGUGGUCUAGAACCAUUUCAUCCUAAAAACAGAGAUAACGGUUUACAUUCUGGUCUCCGGCGUUAAGAAAAACCAACAAUGUCAGGCAACAGACAUUUCAACGUCCAUGAAGUGAGCUGCUGUAUAAAAUACUUCAUAUUUGGAUUCAAUAUAAUAUUUUGGCUCCUGGGGGUGGCUUUCCUGGGCAUAGGGCUUUGGGCUUGGAAUGAAAAGGGUGUGCUAUCCAACAUUUCAUCCAUCACUGACCUAGGUGGAUUUGACCCGGUGUGGCUGUUCCUGGUGGUUGGAGGUGUGAUGUUCAUCCUGGGCUUUGCUGGCUGCAUUGGAGCGCUGCGGGAGAACUCUUUCCUCCUCAAGUUUUUUUCCGUGUUCCUGGGGAUCAUAUUUUUCCUGGAGCUAACGGCCGGAGUUUUGGCAUUCGUCUUUAAAGACUGGAUCAAGGACCAGCUCAAGUUCUUCAUCAACAACAACAUCCGAGCCUACCGGGACGACAUUGACCUGCAGAACCUCAUUGACUUCACCCAAGAAUAUUGGGAGUGUUGUGGAGCCUUCGGCCCUAAAGACUGGGACUUGAAUAUCUACUUCAACUGCACAGACACCAACCUGAGCCGGGAGAAGUGUGGGGUGCCAUUCUCCUGUUGCACUAAGGAUCCUGCUGAGGAUGUGAUCAACACACAGUGUGGCUAUGACAUCCGAGCCAAACCUGACUUGGAGCAGAGGACUUUUAUUAACACUAAAGGGUGCGUCCCUCAGUUUGAGAAGUGGCUGCAGGAGAAUCUCACGGUGGUGGCUGGAAUCUUCAUUGGCAUCGCUCUGCUUCAGAUUUUUGGGAUUUGUUUGGCACAGAAUCUACUGAGUGACAUUGAAGCUGUUAGGGAAAGCUGCCUGUUCACCUAACAGUGGAUUCCGGGGGGCGGAGCUAAAGGCACACACACACCCCCCCCCCCCCCCAUACCUCCCCUCAUUUCCUAUCGACUGGAACUCACCCAUCCACACUCACAUGAAGAAGGAGUUGAGCUGAGGCGCAUCAGGAAGCUCCACAGGCUACUGCACAUCUGCUACACAUCUGGAGUACAGUAUGCAGCACUUUAUACCGGAAACAUAAUGAAGGAAGAAGAAAAAAAAAAUAUGCUUUGUACGUAUGUUUGUUUGUCCAGUUAAGCACUGAAUGACAUUGCAUAGCAAGAGGAUAAACCUGUGUCUGUGAUUUUACCUUACGGAAAGUAGCGGAGCUAGACGGCUUUCUGAAUGAACCUUUCUUACACAGGCACAGUCUUUUUCAAUAAGUUAUUUUAUAAGUGGUAAGGUGGUGUCAGACACUCCAUUGGAUUGGGAUCCUUCUAAAACCAGUUUUGGGGCUGGGGUGGGGUGGGUAGGUGGGGUGGUUAAAUGCACUGCAUGCCUUUUGUUAUGGCUUUGGUCCUUCCAUGGUGGCUCCAAUCCAUUUGUAUCUGGGGGGGAUUACCAAGCCUUUCUCUUUGUUUUCAUGUUUGUUUUUUUUUUAAAUUGUUUUGUUUCCUUGCACAUCUGAGAUCACUCUCUGUCAGAACAUGUUUUUCAGCAUCUCAAAAAGAAACUUUGGAAGAGCAAACCUUAAUCACCCUAGGUGCAAUGUUAAAGUGGUGAUUUGAGUCAUAGCCAGCUCACUUUAUUUAGGUCUUUCACCGCCAAAAGCUAACCAUUUUAUGAUACCAUUCAUGCUUUAUGUGGCCCUGAAAUGCAAAAAUCAGGAGACGGUUUUGUGGAUCACCAAUAACAGGAUAUGACUGGCCAUAUAGAUGUAUAGAGCAGAGGUUAGUGUCUGCAGAGUUUACAUUUAAAUCCCAUACCAUCAGUAUGUAAGGAGAUAAAAGCAUAUAUAAAACAAAAAUCAUUUUACUCAUUAAGGUUCAAAUGGAACCCUAGGUGUCUCUAGUUGUAUUUGAUCCACAGCACCCCAGCUUGUGUCAUGUCCACAGUGUUUCAUUUAUUAAGAGCUUGAUCAGCACUCAUCUCUUUUGAACCUGCAUCUGUUUGCCACACAACUGUAAACUGUGUAUCUUACUACAGCGUGUUUCUUCAGCCGGUGGCAAAAGGGGCUUUUAACCCAAGUCUCACGGCAGGCCAAUUACACUAUAGCAAUGUAUGCUUUCACUGUGCGUAAAUCACCACUUCUUUGUGCCAUAGUAGUUGACCGGAGAUAGUAUCCACUGACCAAUCUGUUAUUGACUCAGCUAUGUUUUAUGCUGUCAAGCUGGUGCUGAUGGGAGGCACCCAGCAGUGGGGGUGCCACGGGACGCUUUAGAAAGAGUAGAAUAUCAAUAGUAGUAUUACACUAUCAAAAAUCUUGUACCCGCUACAUAUACCAUAGACCAGCUCUUGAGGCAAUGCAGCUCAAGUCCAAAUCCAUGGACCAGUUUACAUCAAACGAAAUGAUAGAAUGCACUAAAAGGCCUCCUUUAGAAAGGGCGCGUGUUUAAAACCAUUCACACCAGUCUGUGGCUGUUGCCCACAGCUACAGGAAUAGUAUAAACAGAACCAAAAGCAUCUUUUAUAGUAUCAUUUAUUGUGUUAAAUAAUACUGCAAAAAAAAAAUAUCUAUUUUACUGUGUUUAUUAUUGUUUUAAAGUGGGUUCCAUACACAUAUUCAAGGCAUCAAGAUCAGUUGCUGUGCAAUCACAGGUUGUGUUGCCAUGGCAUCACAAUAGCAGUUUAAGUCACGCCAGCCAAUGUGGAGAGUUUACCACACAGCUCUGUACUGCAGUCUUUAAAGUGGUUUCAAUGUGUUUCCAGACUGUUCUGAAUGAUCAUAGAUGUCAAUGGCCCACCAGUGUUUCUGAGGUACAAAAGGAGUAUGCCGUGUCGGUACCAUAUCCCAUGGUCUACCGGUGGAAGCUCUCACUCAUUUAGAAACAGUGACUUUUAUCUGACAGGGUAGAGUCACUCUUUUUGACAGGUGAAAUUGUGAUUGAUCGUUUUGUUGGACAUUUGUGUGUAUGUGUGUUGUAUUUGGCAAAGUUCAAAGUUGACGUGAUGUCUGGCUUUGUAAAAAAAAAAAAAAAGAGCAAAAAAGAAUUGAAUAUGUUUUUGUUUGGUUUUGUAAAUGUGUUCAUUAAGUGAUUAUUUAGUGAGCAGAUUUGACAGCGAUUGUCUUUUAAAUAAAGUAAUUAAAUAAUAAAACCAUGUAAGUUCC
This is a messenger RNA of Clupea harengus (Atlantic herring), 3577 nucleotides long. It is a transcript of the gene tspan5b, whose product is annotated as tetraspanin 5b. Lineage: Eukaryota; Metazoa; Chordata; Actinopteri; Clupeiformes; Clupeidae. The record is from RefSeq and is a predicted model, not a curated record. Gene Ontology annotation, cellular component: plasma membrane.